AUGAAAUCACCAAUUUUGCCAAUAUCCAAAGGGGCACCGCACGAAGGCUCCGCGGACGACCACGUGGACCCCGUGGACGGCGAUGCCUGUGAGGAUGAGACUUGCAGCGUGCGCUUGCUACAGCGGCAGGCGGCCAAGCUCUCUGCUGAGCUGAACUUCUCGCGUGCAGACACGCAGAGGUGGCAGGGCAACAGAGAAACCGGCUCCACGUGUUUGAUUUACCAUUGUGGCAAGCAGCUUGGACCCACUGAGUGCCACCACUACAGAUGCAUCUGCCAGCACGGCUAUCAGUACAGCGAGCUCACAAAACGCUGCGAGUCGGAGACUUCCUCGCCGGUGCAGCGCGACACGGGUGGCUCCUGCUGGAUUUGGCCUUGCAGCAGAUGGAGAGGCCCCACGGAAUGUCUGCACCACAAGUGUUGGUGCUUAGAGGGUUACAAGGCGGUGCGUGGCUACUGUGAGAAGGACGAGACGCCGCAGCCGGCCACCACCACCACGAAACCGGGCGAGGGCCUAGCGGUUGCCACUGGCCGUCCCCCAGCCAUGCAAACCUCCUGCGCUUGGGGGGACGAACAGUGCGGUGGUGCCGGUUGGUCGGGCCCAAGUUGCUGUGAGGCAGGCUACUACUGCGACGGCUCCACCUGUGUCAAGAUUUCUGAGAAGUUGGUGGUGCCCAAGUACGGCUUCAGCGAUGCUUUGAGGAAGAAAAGCCAAGGGAAGCUCUACACCUUCUACGUGUACCGUGCGCAAGGCGAGACCACCUAUCCACCUGAGAACGUGAACGUCGCGGAUCUGGGUGGUGUGAUGUGGUAUCUCCACAACGAGAUCGUUGGGCGUGCCGAUUGGGGCUACAAGCGCAAGUUUGAUAUCACCCGGAUCCUUCGAUACAAGGUGCAGACGCGUGCGACGCAGCCACUGGUGGAUCGAGGGAUGAAUUUUGGCGUUCGCUUCGCCUUCGACUCAGGCCAGUGCACGGGCCCCUUCUCUUGCGACGAGGCCUGGCAAAACUACGGUUACUUCGUGGGCUGCAACAAACUACAAACUGGUUUUCCUUUUCCUGAUUUCAAGGUGGCUUACGAUGGUGUUUGGUACAGUUUACCAGGCAAAUGUCCACAGAUGAAAUUUUUCGAAAAGACCAACACGAGCGCUCAGAGCCACGGACUGCAGUGCAUCGAGGAUCAGCCCGGAGGCUUCUGUGAUGAGCCGUCGGGGACGGCAGACUGCACCUACAAUUUUGAGGAUGCGGGUGAAAUUUCUUUAGAUGAGCUGGAGGGCAUUUCGGGAGACUACCAUGCCUGGAUCAAAUCCGGAAAGCGAGAGUACGACAGGAUCACGGAUCAUGGCACUGGUAUGACCUUUUGGGACAAGUUGGAUGACCCAACGCUGGCCAAGAAGCGCGUGAGCGCCGCCAAGGCCCUCUUCGAGUGCCAUGGAUGGAGGUUUUGA
This is a messenger RNA of Cladocopium goreaui, 1446 nucleotides long. Lineage: Eukaryota; Dinophyceae; Suessiales; Symbiodiniaceae. The record is from the annotation of a GenBank genome assembly.